Messenger RNA from Aspergillus alliaceus, 1875 nucleotides. Its product is annotated as phosphate permease. Gene Ontology annotation, cellular component: membrane. The transcript has 4 exons. Lineage: Eukaryota; Fungi; Ascomycota; Eurotiomycetes; Eurotiales; Aspergillaceae. Gene Ontology annotation, molecular function: phosphate transmembrane transporter activity. The record is from RefSeq and is a predicted model, not a curated record. Gene Ontology annotation, biological process: phosphate ion transport; transmembrane transport. The coding region runs from base 1 to 1875 and encodes 624 amino acids.
AUGGCUUCUGCUGCUUCUGGCGGCGAGUCAAAUUUCGACACCCUAUUCGCCGAUAUCGAAGAUCCCAACCAACGUCGUCGACGUGCCCUCGCCGAAAUCGAUAAAGUCUCAUUUAGCUGGCAUCAUGCUCGUGCAGUCGUCGUGGCUGGCGUCGGUUUCUUCACGGUCUCCUACGAUAUUUUCGCUAUUAACCUCUGCUCAGCUAUGCUAGGUGUUGUUUACUGGCAAAAUGCGGCUUCACGUCCUGGACAGAUACCCUACAAUUCCGACACGGCCAUCAAGGUGUCCACCUCGGGAGGUAUAGUCUUCGGUCAACUUUUCUGUGGAUGGCUAGCGGAUAAGAUUGGGCGAAAGCGGAUGUACGGCAUCGAGUUGGGCAUUAUCAUCCUCGCGACCUUGACCCAGGCUCUUGCUUCCAAUUCCACUUCUGUCUCUAUUACUGGGCUCUUAGUUUUCUGGCGCGUGAUUAUGGGGAUUGGCAUAGGGGGUGGCUAUCCACUCUCGUCUGUUAUUACAUCUGAGUUCGCAAUGACUAAAUACCGAGGAGCGAUGAUGGGUGCGGUGUUUGCAAUGCAAGGGUUUGGACAAUUUGGCGCCGCGAUGGUUGCUCUCAUUGUCACGGUGUGCUUCAAAGGAUCUCUGGAGUCUGCAAUAUCGGUAGCGAAGUGUUCCGGUGCCUGUCAACUCGCAGUGGACAGGAUGUGGCGCGUCGUAAUCGGAUUUGGAGCUGUCCCGGCGUGUGUUGCUCUCUAUUACCGACUUACCAUCCCGGAGACCCCUCGCUAUACCUUCGAUGUUGCUAGAGAUAUCGAGAUGGCAUGCGCGGAUAGUUUUGCGUACAAUCAGGGAAGAUCAAGGGGUCGCGUGGAUGAGGCCAGGCGAGUUGCUGGUCUGCAAGACCCACAUUCUGUCAAAAACCCCAGCUGGUCGGACUUUCGGACCUAUUUCCUACAAUGGAAGAAUGGCAAAGUACUCCUUGGUACUGCAGGCUCGUGGUUUUUCCUUGAUGUUGCCUUCUACGGUCUCGGACUCAACAACUCGAUCAUUCUUUCCGCUAUCGGCUGGAAUGGAGGCAGCACGGUGUAUGAAUACUUCUACCGCAAUGCCGUAGGUAAUCUGAUUCUGGUCUGUGCGGGCGCAAUCCCCGGGUACUGGGUCAGCGUCGCUACCGUAGACUACCUCGGCCGCAAACCGAUUCAACUAAUGGGUUUCCUCAUCCUAACCAGUGUGUUCAUCGUGAUUGGUUUUGCCUACGAACCUUUGAAAGGGUCUAGCAAUGGGUUACUAGCCUUGUAUGUCACCGCACAAUUCUUCUUCAAUUUUGGACCCAACACAACCACAUUCAUAGUCCCUGGGGAAUGCUUUCCAACGCGGUAUCGGUCUACCUCGCACGGCAUCAGCGCAGCAUCUGGGAAGGUCGGGGCUAUCAUCGCGCAGUGUGUCUUUGGGCCCCUGGCGCAUAAGGGUGCUAAGGGAGGCAAUGAGUCGUCAGACACUCCUUGGUUGAACCAUGUCUUGCAAAUAUUUGCCUUAUUCAUGCUAUGUGGCUGUUUUACGUCUCUGUUGAUCCCGGAAACGAAAGGACAGACCCUAGAAGUAAUAACAGGGGAGGAGGAUUCAAUAGUCUCUACGUCUCAUUCUAAUAAUUCUCAGAGACAAUCGGAGCCCCGUGAUAGGCCCCAGUCUCGAGUGAAGGCCCAGGAGACUGGUGACAAUUCUCGGAGACAGGAGGGGACCGGUGAGAAUUCUCAGGGACAAGAGGAGGCCAGGGAUGGGCCCCAGAGCCGAGCGGAAGCUGAUGUUGAGUCUCAGCGGGUGGAGGUUAUUGUUGCACAGCCGAAGCCUGAUGAUGAUACUAUCCGCGAGAUUGAAUGA